Solea solea (common sole) is the source of this 3266-nucleotide messenger RNA. RefSeq names its product interferon regulatory factor 3 (gene irf3). Gene Ontology annotation, molecular function: RNA polymerase II cis-regulatory region sequence-specific DNA binding; protein binding; DNA-binding transcription factor activity, RNA polymerase II-specific. Lineage: Eukaryota; Metazoa; Chordata; Actinopteri; Pleuronectiformes; Soleidae. The record is from RefSeq and is a predicted model, not a curated record. Gene Ontology annotation, cellular component: nucleus. Gene Ontology annotation, biological process: regulation of transcription by RNA polymerase II; immune system process. The coding region runs from base 628 to 2025 and encodes 465 amino acids. The transcript has 11 exons.
CACAUUUUGAAUGCACUGGCUUCCAUCUAAUACACAGAAAUUUCAAAAAUGUCUGGAAAAACCUGUCCCUGGUCUCCCCCUGUAUGUAAUGAGCUGCAGUACCGUCAGCGGCCACACGUUGGGAAUCGCUGGUGUAUAUUGUGUUAUUUAACUGGUUUUGAUUUAGGUUAGGGAUCAGGUUCUGGUUACACUGUCGUGCGUGUGUGUGUGUGUGUGUGCGCGUGUGUGUUUUAGUCCUCAUGGAGUCCUCAUGAGACCUGGUCCCAGUGUGUGUUUUCUGUCAAACACUGGCCUUGUCAGGACCCGUAGUCCUCAUGGAGACUAAAACCUGGUCCCAAUGAGACAGAAACUCAUUUCUAAAGGGAACUGGUGGUUAUGUUUAGGUCCAAGAUUCGUUAGUUAGUGUUAGGCAUUAACUGGUUAUGGUUAAGGUAAGGGAUAGUGGUGAGUUUAGGCCGUGUGUGUGUGUGUGUGUGUGACGUCACACAGAGAAAACGAAACUGAUGAAUCGGAGUUUCCUGAGAACAGAUGAACAGACUUAAGUGAAGCUCCAGUUAUUAUUUAGACUUUAGUCUCGCGGCGGACGUCAUCUGUGCGAACCUCCUCCUCAUCAUCUUCAUCACAGGAAUGGCUCAUUCUAAACCGCUGCUCAUCCCGUGGCUGCGAGCGCAGAUCGACAGUGGUGAGUAUCCCGGUGUCCAGUGGACGAACCCGGAGCACAGCGAGUUCUGCGUCCCGUGGAAGCAUGCGUUACGACAGGACUCGUCCAGCACGGACAUUCUCAUCUUUAAGGCCUGGGCCGAGGUGAGCGGUAACGGCCGUGCUCAGGGAGAACCCUCCGUCUGGAAGAGGAACUUCCGCAGCGCCCUGCGAGCCAAAGGCUUUAAAUUGAUGGAGGACAACAAGAACGAAACUGCAAACCCACAUAAGGUGUUUUGCUGGCCGGAGAAGUCCGCUUCAGGAGCUAACUCUGCAGCAGCAUCUCAGGUGAGAGAGGAGCCAGCCUUGACUGAGGAUUGUGGUUUUCCUAUACAAGAAAGCCAGCUUCUCGCAUGCUUCGACGAAGAUCUCUACCAUGCUGACGGUCCUUUAUUUGUAGAAUCCAGUGAAAGGCAGGAUAUUCUCCAGCAGUGCCUGCAGGGACUGAACAUUGGCCAUGAAACAGAAGACACCACGGGCUUUGAGCCUGUUCCUGAGCAACAGCAGCUGCAGAGUCACGCCGUGAUUGGUGGACACGCGUUGCUGGGGCAACAGCAGUAUCCAGUCACAGUGGCGGGUGCAGUCGGUGGAAGUGGGUUGCCUGAGCAACCAGCUUGUCCAGUGGAAGGAGCUGUGGGAGGGGCCUGUGGCGGGCAGCUGGCGGAGCAGUUCCUACAUACCAUGAGCCAGACCAAGGAUGGAGAUCAUUUCAAGACCCAGUUCAGGAUCACAGUUUACUACAGAGGACAGACGGUGAUGGAGCAGGUGGUCGAGAAUGAAGCUGGUUUCCGACUGGUCUACAGCCCUGGUGUCAAGGGAACAGCUCUGGACGGCGAAUCAGGCCUGACCUUGGUCUUUCUGCCAAGUACUGGAAUCAUGUUGGACCAGACUCAAACUAAACUGACCCAACGCAUCCUGGACAACCUGGGCGAUGGGUUGGAUGUCGGCGUGUCGGGGCACGUGGUCUAUGGCCAGCGAAGUGGUGAAGUCAAAGCCUUCUGGAGCUUCUCCAAGUUUGAACAAAGCAGACGACCUCAAGAGAUUCCCAAACUGCAGCCGCAGUCUCUCUACAUGUUCAAGGACUUUAUAGGAGGAAUGUUGGCUUUCAUUAACGGGGGCGAGUGCCCUCCCUGCUCCCUGUUCCUCUGCCUCGGGGAGAAGUGGCCUGAUCCAGACAACAGGCCUUGGGAGAAGAAACUCAUCACAGUGGAGGUGGUGUUGACUUCGAUGGAGUUGCUGAAGACUCUCGCCGUGGGAAACGGCGCCACCUCCCUGCAGUCUGUGGAGCUGCAGAUGUCACUGGAGGAGAUGAUGGAGACGUGUUGACGUAUGUAAAUGAUGAGGUUCUCAAAUGUCUUGUUUUGUCCACAAACCAAAAUGAUUCCGUUUUAAUGAUUUCUUUGUUAUCCAGAGCAAAGAAAUUAAAAAAAUAUUCACAUUUAAGAAGCUUAAACAAUCAGAAAUCUUUUAUCGUUUUAAUUAUGAAAAAGGUUCUCUGGGUUCUCCGGCUUCCUCCCACAGUCCAAAAAUAUGCCAUAUGGGGAUUAGGUAAAUUGGACACUAUAUUGGUGUGCAACUGCACACCAAUAUAGACUGCGUCUAUAUGUGGCCCUGCGAUGGACUGACAAACUGUCCAGGGUGUCCCCCGUCGGUAGAAGAUGGAUGGAUAUUCUCUGCUGUAUCUAUAUCUGUAGAGAAAAUCUCCCGUUUUAGCUGACUGGGACAUGGGAGGUGCUGGUCGUCCAGUGCCAUGUUUGCCCAUUUUUGUGUUACCGAGUUUAAUCCGAAAUGACACAUUUCAAACAGGAAAGUCACAGAAUAACACACUUUACUCAACAUGGAUCAACAACAACCCUUAGAUCUGUGCCUCUGGUGCACCCUUUGUAAAUUGCUGUGGGAAUAGUACAAUAGUAACUCCUUAUAUGGACAUCCUGGGGGAUGUAUGUGUUUAUAGGUCACAUCUUAUGUGUCAUCGAGUCAAAGUUAUGAUUUUAUAUCACAAUUUUAGCAGUAAUAUAGAGAAGCAAUAAUUGUGCGGAAGUCAGAAAAUUAGACAGUUUUUCUUUUGUUUUUGUUCAUAAAAACUUUGAACUGUGACGUAUUUCCAAAUUUCCCAAAUUCAAUCCGAUUUUAUGUUCUUGCUCACGUGUGUUUUAAUAGUGGGUGAAAAUAUAUAUAUUUUUAAGAUUGUCUUGUUUGUGCUGGAAAAAAAGGAUAUAAGACACUCUAUAUUGCACAUUCUUAUGACCUUUGUAUAUAUUGUACUGUAUGUUUAAACAGUAAUGGUAAAAAGCAGCUGAAAUGCUCUGUGUUCUAAGGGUUAAAUCACUGAUUUUCUCUAUGGACUUUGGUACAGGGAGAGUGAGUGGUUUACAAAAGGACACAAAUGUCAUCUUCCAGUCAGAGAAAGUUGUGUAAUGGUGAAAUAAAGUGAGCCUGUGUCAAUACUGUAUGCAACAAUAAAUUAAUAAAUAAAUAACAGAAUUUGCAAACUUUUCAUGGACUUUGCAAUAGUUUAAAUGUGUGAAUAUCAAUGAGCAAAUACAGUAGAGUCUGGUUUAAUUAGU